Molecule: messenger RNA, 498 nt
Organism: Sphaerulina musiva SO2202
Lineage: Eukaryota; Fungi; Ascomycota; Dothideomycetes; Mycosphaerellales; Mycosphaerellaceae
Exons: 1
Coding region: 1-498 (165 amino acids)
Source: RefSeq, a predicted model, not a curated record
AUGAUGAUGCUGAUGAUGCUGAUGAUGCUGAUGAUGCUGAUGAUGAUGGCUAGAACGGCGCUGUCAACACUCUUCCUCACCUCUCAAGCGUGUCCUACAAGUGACAAACAUAUUCUGUCCCGUGCAGGUGAGUGGAUGUGUGCUGGCUAUGGGAUGGGUUGCGAACUCUAUCGCGUUGCCGAUGGAAUACCGGCCGAUACGCACGAGGGCAAAUCAGCUGUGCCUGUGGUCGAUCCGGCUUGCUCCCGUUGUUGUCACGCAUGGGAUGUGGCUGUGGAUAAAGGUCAGGUAGCUCUCCCACCACUGACCAGAUCGCAAAGCGGUGUCAAAUACAUGCAAUACCUUAAUCAAUGCCUAUCUGCCAACACACCGCAGUGGCGGACUCGUCAAAAACUACCCUACGGCAGUGAAGAGCUGUCCAGACUGGAACAGGUUGGUGUCGAGGCCCUCAAGGGCGGCUGCUUGCACAUUGCCACAGUCACUUGGUCAAUACGGUAA